CACAGGCAAAGAAUAGAAGGGAGAUAUUCGCAUACCUAUCAAAUAAUUUUCAGUUGAGGUAUUCACUUGUUAUCUCACGUCGCCAAAAGAUACCUCUUCAUACAACAUGAGAACGCUCCUCCUCCUGGCGUUUCUAACAACAGCUAUAUCAGUUCAAGAAACAUUAUCAAAAUGUUCCAGUCAACUUGCUGCUACAGAAUGCACAGCAACAGAAUACCAACAUUACGUCGACUGUGUUCGAAAUCGCAUGAAAAGGAGCGCUGAUUGCUAUGACGACGACGAAGAAGAUUGUUCUUCAGGUCAAUGUGGGAACUCUUGCGAUAGUUGCAACUGCGAUGAAUGUACAGCGAGAGAUUGUGGCAAUUCCUGCAACAAAAGAUGCUGCAGUUCCUGUUGUGAGUUCAGGCAAUGUUCAACAAACCACUGCUGUCACAGACUCUGUCACACUUCUUGUUCGACCUCUUCGUGUAGAAGCUCAUGUAGAAGAUCAUGUUACAAAUCAGUAAGGGAAGAAAAAGAAAGAGAUAUUGUUAUCCCAGGAAGUCAAAAGUCGUUAUCCAAUUCAUCAAAUGUAGUGACUAAUAGGGGUGCCCAUAACAUAACGACAGUCAUCCAUCUGCACAACCUCAUCAACAACACGAAUCUUAUCGAUGUACCUAUAAACUUGAAUAAUUCCAAUGUGAAUAACAUCACUGUUGAGAGUGCACAAAAUGGUUCAUCCACCUUUGGAGCCAACAGUAACUCCCCCUGUUGCAACGUUGUUGAACCACGACAAUGUGUACCUACAGCGACGUAUCCUUUCAUCAAUUGUUUCCAUUUAAGAAGACAGCAAUGCGGCCAGUUUUGCAGGAGUCCAGUCGUUCACAAAGUAGCUCAAAAUGUUUGCUACAACUCUGCCAACAGUACACCUAUUUGUGGUCAACAAGUGAUAUAUGUUCCACAACCCCAAUCAUCUUGCAGCUACCAGAAUCAAUGGCCUUUCAUCACAUGCAACAAUCAAAUUGGAGGUUGUAAUGGUUGCUAUGACUACCUACUCAAUCCUUUUAAAACGCAGAGAUCAUGUGGACCAUCUUGCUACAACUAUGGGAUGAACCAGGGAAUGAUGUACCGACAAGGACCUGUUUUUGGACCAGGGUAUUCACUACCACCUCCAGUCAUGAAUCCAAUGAUGCCAUCUGGUUGUAAUAGUUACACUGGAUGUGGUUUAAAUAACAUGGCUAAUUAUAUAAAUCCAGGAAUGUACUAUGGAAUGAAUAAUUAUAAUAACUACGGAAUUUAUGGAAGCUUCGCACCACAAGGAAUUCCAGCUUAUGGUCAAGAUUUGGGGAUGCAAUUACAGGGAUAUGGAGGUAAUAUGAUGGAAUCAUUAGGUGGAGCUAAUUUAGGAAAUAUUCCUCUUCCACUUGAACAAUUCGUACCUAUGAAUUUCACGUCUACAAAUUCCACAAACAUACUAUAUGGAUUACUUACCAACCAGACAUCACCACUAAAUCAAUUAAGUGGUAUUCCUGAUAAUAUGUUUGGUCAAGCAAUAACUAUAGAUGAAGAAACCUUCAAAAAACUUUUGGGGGGACAGGAAGUCGUCAAAGAGACAAAAAUCAGCGAAGUGGAAGUGGAAGCAGAAGCUAAUCCUAACAAAGAAGAUGAGGUUAUAAUGACUCCUAACAAUGAAGAUGAGGUUGUAAUGACUACAACGUCGUCUUAUUCAUGAGUUAAAAAUAUUUAAAUUUAAGUUUACAUUAUCAUUAAUUAUGAUUUAUGUUUUACAGUAACAGUUUGAUCUGUGAAAAAUUUUCAAGAAAAAAAUACAUAUUUGAUAUUUUCUUAAUUUGGAUCUUUUAGAAAUGUUGCAAAUAUUCCAUUCGAAUUCCGUUGAAUCAUUCGACUUUUAUCAGUCAGAAUUAACAGUAUACUAAUAUGUCUAUGUGUAAAAAUAAUAACAUUUUUCAAUAUUUUAUUUAAAUAAAAACUAAAAACUA
Molecule: messenger RNA, 1979 nt
Organism: Harmonia axyridis
Lineage: Eukaryota; Metazoa; Arthropoda; Insecta; Coleoptera; Coccinellidae
Exons: 2
Coding region: 107-1711 (534 amino acids)
Source: RefSeq, a predicted model, not a curated record